Molecule: messenger RNA, 633 nt
Organism: Monascus purpureus
Lineage: Eukaryota; Fungi; Ascomycota; Eurotiomycetes; Eurotiales; Aspergillaceae
Source: the annotation of a GenBank genome assembly
AUGCUAUUGAUCACUGUCUCACCACAACUGGACUCCCUUGCUCUCUACACUUUUGCACAAUUUGACCAAGAGACAGAGGACCGUGGUCUCCUAGCAUUGCUACGUUGGGUGUAUCAAAAUCCAACUUCAGUACCUUACCUGCAGAACCUGCGCAAAGUGAUAUUCCUCCCUGAUGAGAAUGAUCUGGUUAAUGAUGGAUUCCACUAUAUUGAAGCGUCUUAUUAUCACCGACUCAAUUUUAUCCGACGACUCCCUGCACUUCAGUCUGUCUCUUUUGUGCUGGCCACAUGGAACAACGAGGCUGCUUCACCCACUCAAACAUUGUCAGAAGCGGACUUAUGCUAUAUUAUUGAUUCUGCAAAGAUACCGCGCAAGUUUACAUGUACUAUUGGUGGUCGUGCAAUAAGAGGAGGGGAGAAAUAUAUCAUGAGUAUUUCCAUGCUCAUUCGAUGUUCAUGGAGGCAUCGCCAUACCUUGGAGGAACUUGACCUUGAUAUGGAAGAUAAUGUUGCCUGGGGUGAGCUCUAUGGUGAGGCUGGCUUGGAGGUAUUCCCACCACCAAGCUAUGCAGAAUUUCAUGAUAGUGAAAAUGAGGCAGAGAUGGAAUACAAAGAGGAAUGGGAGAUACAAUAG